Molecule: messenger RNA, 5044 nt
Organism: Mizuhopecten yessoensis (Yesso scallop)
Lineage: Eukaryota; Metazoa; Mollusca; Bivalvia; Pectinida; Pectinidae
Product: guanylate cyclase soluble subunit alpha-2-like
Exons: 11
Coding region: 550-2826 (758 amino acids)
Biological process (GO): cGMP biosynthetic process; response to oxygen levels
Cellular component (GO): guanylate cyclase complex, soluble
Molecular function (GO): heme binding; guanylate cyclase activity
Source: RefSeq, a predicted model, not a curated record
GCCCUGCGGUAGUAGAACUAGCCUGUGAUCCGCCGUGUAAGAUUGUUCGCACAUGUACUGGUCGUGUUUGUGUCGAGGGGAGAUCGGCUCAUUGUCGGCCGUGGUGGUACCCACUACAGUUAUAAUACGAAAUACAACGCGGAUUUACAUAAAGUUAGUGGAAGUGAUAUGUCUACAGAAACAUCAACGUAUAGUGGAAAGUUUAUAUAAAUACUCCGUAAAGUCGGUAUAGAGGGUAUAGGCCACCCUGGACGUGAGAGAUAAGACAUCGUAUACGUGUUACACAUGUACAACUAAUCAACAGGUGAGACGAGAUCCAGGUGAGAUUCAAGGUGUAAACAUUAUAACAGAAUGGUACAGUAAACAGUGUCAGCACAAUGGAAGGUAUUGUGACAGAGCUUUAACAGGGACACGGGAAUUAAGCACUGCAGUCCUGUUACUGUUUCCACCGAUUAACAACACGAGAAGUCGAUCAGCUUUGAGGUGUGUUCGUGUGGUUAAGCCUUCAUUUACAUAUAUUUGUGUGGAUGUGACACUUCUCGUGCCAAGAUGAGCGGCUGCCCAUUCAGAAACGCUAUAGAAAACGCCAAAGCGGCACACCAAUCCAAAAAUAAUAACAAUAACAUCGAACCCCCUUCCCUCCCGAACGGUAGUGCCAAUGGAAGUCCGGACAUUAUCAAGACCACUACGGCUAGUACCCAGACUGGUCAGGGGAAACUUGGACAUGCGAUGUCCGACAACUUCCUCGGACAGAUCCACCAUCGGAAGGGGACUGCGUCCAGUGCGUCCCUUGGGAAUGAAAUGACAGGCUCCAGUUCGAGUCGGAAAACUAGCAAUAUGUCCACGUGCUCAAUGGGAUCAGAUGAGACGGAUGGAGAGAAGAAGCUCGACCUGGUGGGGCUGAUUGAGUCCGUAGGGACCCUUCUACUACCCUCGACUGGUUUUAUCAACAGAUCCUUCCAGAAUGUUAUCCGAUCUAAGGAGGAAGAAAUCAUGGAGAGUGUCAGGAACUUACCGAACUUUGACGAAUUGACAUUUGUAACGUCAUAUUUGGACCCGGAUUUUCGUCACUCGGCAAUAAACGAAACUCUGCUCCUUGGAAUGGCUGACGUUGCAGCAACUACUUUAGACAUAAAUCAGGAUACGUUUUUGCGGAUGCUUGGGAACGAAUAUGUCCAACUAUGCCUAUCUGAAUAUGGCCGAGCUCUUGGGAUGAUGGGAAGCAAUAUGGUAGAAUUUUUCAGCAAUCUUGACGGACUCCAUGACCAUAUAAGAACGUCUCCAAAGUUUGAUUCUCAAGUGCCUCCAUCUUUCCGGUGUUCGCAUGCGUUAAAAGGAUGCGUCGAUCUCCAUUUUUACUCUGAUCUUCGGAACCUCUUAGGGUUUUACGCUGGAAUUGUACAGUCAGUGGCACGACUCAUGUUCUCGGUAGAUGCUGAAGUUUCGUUACAAGUUAGUGAAAAAGCUUCCAAGACACAUCAUGUGUUCAAUAUAAAACCUAGAGAAUACUCGAACAAAAAUGAAUGUACAUUCAGUACCUUUCGGGCUUCCACUUCUGAUAAUCCGUCCGAUCUCAAGAUUGGCGUAGACACUUUUUGUAGCACAUUUCCAUUCCACGUCAUCUUUGACAGAGACCUGAAGAUUACACAACUCGGAACGGCUCUUCUCAAAAUGAUAGCUCCUGGUUUCGCCACAAAGGGACAACAAUUUGACACGUACUUUGUUAUCCAAAGUCCAAAGCUCGAGGAAAUGACAUUCUCAAAGUUGCUGUCUAGGGUGAACUUUUCUUUUGUGUUAGAGACUAAAUCACAGCAACGAGGAGGACACCAGCUAGCUCAGGAAACCCUUCUGAAAGGCCAGAUGAUAUACCUACAGGAGUCGGACGCAAUCCUUUUCCUCGGCUCCCCAAGUAUCGAGAAACUGGAUGAGAUGAUAGCGAAGGGGUUAUACAUCUCUGACGUUCCUAUCCAUGACGCCACUCGUGACGUGAUUCUUGUUGGAGAGCAGACGAAAGCGCAGGCAAGUUUGAAGAAACGCAUGGAAGAGCUGAAAAACGGUAUCAUUGAAGGCACCAAAGCGGUGGAGCACGAAAAGGCCAAAAACAUAGAGCUCCUCGAGAUGAUCUUCCCCGCAAAUAUUGCCGAACGUCUCUGGAGAGGGGAGACAAUCGAUCCGAUGAAGAUUGAUGACGUCACGAUGCUGUUCAGUGACAUCGUCGGGUUCACAGCGAUCUGUUCGUCUUGUACUCCAAUGGAGGUCAUCAGCAUGCUGAACUCGCUUUACACACAGUUCGACUACUUCUGUGGCGUGGUAGACGUUUACAAGGUGGAGACAAUCGGAGACGCAUACUGUGUGGCAGGGGGUCUGCACAAAAGGUCAAGGCGACAUGCCCACCAGAUCUCAUUCAUGGCAUUGAGAAUGAUGGCAAUCGCCGCGAAGGAACGAUCAAAGGACGGGAACGCCAUCCGGAUGAGGAUUGGGCUCCACACUGGUUCCGUUUUGGCUGGAGUCGUUGGAGUGCGCAUGCCUAGAUACUGCUUAUUUGGAAAUAACGUCACUCUGGCAAACAAGUUUGAGAGUGGGAGUGUGGCAGAGCGCAUCAACAUCAGUCCGACUACCUACACAUGUAUUUCAGAAAUAGAAGGAUAUUCAUACACCCCGCGGACUCGCGAGAACUUACCAGACGGAUUCCCUGAAGAUAUUGAAGGAACCUGUUACUUUUUGGACGAUUUUAAAUUCCCAGGGGCAAACAAAGAAGAUCCAGAUGUCGAUCACAUUGCCUUACAAAUGGAGGAAUUUAGGAGAAAGGACGUUGUAUUUACCUGAUCGGACUUCCGGUUAUUUGAAUUUGACCAAUCAGGAAAGAUCGUGUGCGUUGCUGCGGAUUAUUUAUUUAUAUUUUCAUACCGUCCAGUUGUCUCCCCUUAAUACACUUUAACGUAGUUAGAAAAAUACACGAUCAAAUGCCUUUUCAUUUCAAUGCUAUAGACAGCAAAAUUUUUAUUUUUAAUUCUUCCUUAGGUGUGUGAAACCAUGUACUUUGUUUAUGAGAAAGAGUCUACCAUUAAAGAGACGGGUGUUAUAUCGAGUACGGAUUGCAUGUGAUUUGACUUUCCACGCGAUUCUACCCCCAUAUUCAUAUAGUUAUGAAAUAAAUGUAGAUACAAAUAUUUAUGUUGUGUAUAUAUAUAUAUGUAUAUAUAAUGUUAUAGUACAGCUUUAUAUAUAAGCUGUAUAAGUAUCAAGGGACUGAGACAAUCGAACAUUAUCCUUCGGGAAAAUGUUUAAGCAACGAAACCAACAAAGUGCGAUUUCAAUCUUCACAAUCUGAAAGACGGGAUAUGACGUAUAUUUAUUAUGUGUUGUGCAUAUAAAGUAACAUGUGAUAGCGUAUCACAAUAUGGCUUCCACUUCCGGUUUCAGCGUUGCUGUAUAAUAGAUCAUGGGUUACUGUAUAAGAUUGAUAUGGUAAAAAUGAACAAAACUAUUUGUAAUCUAUUCCUCGUUUACAUAUUUGCACUGUGAUUUCCAUAUAGAAGUGAUAGUAAAAAAAGAUCAAUUAUAUUAAUAAAGAUAAUUUAAGAAAUUAACUAAAUCAUUAUGUAAUAUCUGCAAAAUUAUUGUUAAUUCACUGUAUUAAAGAUACGGCUUUAUAUAUAAGCUGUAUACUUAUCAAGGGCUUAUAUAUUUUACAGCCUUUAUAUAAAACUGUAUCAUGUUUGACAGCAAUAUAAUAUCAAUUGAUGUUUGAAGAAUAAAUUAAAUUAAAUUAAAUAUUAACAAAGGCGAUAUUGGAACAGUUCCUGCGUAAAGGGUACUUAUAGCUCAAGUACGCUGUAUCACGUACAACUUAGACGCAAAUGUAAAGCAUGUUGACAAAAUAUUCCUGACACAUUUACCCAAGUGUUACUCAAGCGUUUACCAAGUAUCUGUCGCCAUAUAUAGUUACUGAUGGCCAUGGUUUAUUGGAUAUAUAGAUGUGUAGAAUGUAUAUCCUAUGUACAGGCGUUUUGUGAUAUUUAUGUUGGAUUGAUAACAUUAAUAAAAGCAUGCAUUGUAUCAAUUUUAAAAUAGGCAUUUAAGCGUAUGGCUAAUUUAUAAAUUUAUUGUUAAUACAACUAAAGGAUAUAUAUAUUGCUUGGAAAUAAUUAUUAUUUAUGACUAUUUCAAAAAAUAUUGUCACCAUGUCAAACGGAAUGCAUAGGGAUGUAUCUUAAUUUAGAUGCUAAACAUAAAAUUUAGGGACCAAAAUGUUGACUUCGAGAAAAAGGAAGUGUUCAAAUUAUCGGCUUCGUUAUAAGAAAGUUACACUGUAUGGAUAGUCUAGAAUAUGAUCUUGAAAGACAUUGUUAAUGAGUCGAACCCUUGUGAUAUCAAUAUUGAAUAUGUCUUAUAUUUGAUUUAACCACGUGACAUAUAUAUAUACCGAUAAUCACUGCAGGUUCAUGAACCACGUGACCAACACGCAUUUAUGUUGUAGGAUAUUUCAAUACUAGGUUGAGACAUUUUAUAGAAAAUAAUGUUACAUGCAUACGAUAGCGUUGACUAUUAAAUCUUUUUAAACAUGUCUUAAAACCAUAGUUAUGCUUUCAUGUGUCAAUCUGCAAAUAAAUAAUCGUGGCCCCUGUUUGUUACAAAGUGGGUCUCUGUCGUUUAUUGUUAAGCCUUAUACCUUACUUCCAUGCGCUUUGUGUUUAUCUCACUUGUUUUGUUUUUUUAUCAACAGUCUUUAUAUUCUUUUUCAAAACUGAUACAUUGUAUUCGUAAACUUCCAGAUAAACAAGAAGUCUUCAUUGUAUUUCUAUGAAUGAAAAGUUUAGCAACGGUUACUAGUUCCUGUUAGAACAGAUAUGUUGCUUCUUAGGAAAUAUACAUGUAACAUGAAACAUAUUUAUUUGUAUGUGUAUUAUAAACACGUUAUCGUAUUUCAGUCCGCUGUUGUGUAAACACACCAAUGAGGAUGGACCGGAUGUGUUCCUCUUUUUCUUCUGUUUUCAUGUUUUUAUAUAUAUUAAUAUUAAUAACUUAUUUGAUCAUUUUUUUA